AUGAUGUUUCCUAAAAGGGCGAAGCGGUACCUCCAACAUUCCCAGGAGGGGAUCUCAGCUGACCUGGUACCAGAACAUCUUGACAUCACCCACCUGGAGGCAUCUUUGUGCCCACUAAGGCCAGCCCUGCAGCACCACAGCUCACGUCGCGAAGCGUCUGCUCUCAGCUCGCUCCCGCGCACACGUAGAGUCUCCGUAGACUCUAGCUCUGUGCCACGGUCAGGAAACCCGGGAUGCUGGCGGCACUUGGGGAGAGGAAGCCGCGGUGGAGAUCGUACCACAUACCUGGGGCUUCAAGCUGAGUCGAGGCGCUCCAGGGAGGAAAGAGGCGCAGGCCUGGCGGCCACAGGGGGCGACAAAGUCACGCGGUGCGGCUGGAGAGCGAGGCCUCGGGGACGCUGGGAGAGCGGAUGGCCCCUGGCCGGCGCAUUUCUCGGCCUUUCCUGUUGGUUGGGUUCACCGUCGGGGAAGGAGGGCUCAGAACGCGAGGAGGGGACCGCGCGAUCGUGGACCGGAGAGGCCAGGAUUCCCCAGUGGCUGCGCGGUCGAAAGGCGGGAGCCGGAGGUUGCAGGAUGUUACCGACACAUCCCUGGCCAAGAGACAUUCAAGGAGAUAGCUGGAUGCAGGCCUCUCUCCUCUUCUACCUACUCCAGUGGACUCAAGACACCAAACGCCUGUGGGAAGGACCCAUCGUGACGCUGAGUUAUACAACCCUUGAACCAAGUGCUGCCUCCUCGGUGAAACAUCCUUGUUAUCCCUAUAGGCAGAGUUCAUUGUUCCCUCCUGCACCUAACAUUAUAUUGUAGAAUAUAUACUCAUUUACUUGUGUGUCUGCCCCAUAAAACAGAUUGUGAACUCUUGAAGGAAAUUACCAUGCCUGGCAGUACCAGGCUCAGAACUACUAUCAGUGAUUGUUGAAUGAAUGCAAGUGGGAGACCUGACCCCACGUGAACAUCUGAGUCACUCCUCUUUUCUGUGAAUUCACAGCUGGUAGCAACAUCCUAAGGAUAGCCUUGGUCCCCAGGACUCAGUGAUUAGAGUGUGUGUGCACGCUUUAAAGUUUACCUACAAUUCUUGUUUCACUUUCUCCUGUUGGCGGUUUUAACUAAACGAUGUCACUUACCAUA
This is a messenger RNA of Mesoplodon densirostris (Blainville's beaked whale), 1128 nucleotides long. RefSeq lists its product as uncharacterized. The record is from RefSeq and is a predicted model, not a curated record. The transcript is spliced from 4 exons. Bases 1 to 807 code for a protein of 268 amino acids. Lineage: Eukaryota; Metazoa; Chordata; Mammalia; Artiodactyla; Ziphiidae.